Molecule: messenger RNA, 824 nt
Organism: Telopea speciosissima
Lineage: Eukaryota; Viridiplantae; Streptophyta; Magnoliopsida; Proteales; Proteaceae
Exons: 4
Coding region: 40-408 (122 amino acids)
Source: RefSeq, a predicted model, not a curated record
AUUUUUUCUCAAUCAUCGGGGAGACAACUCUGAUAAAUCAUGAGGCUUUACGAUACUUGGAAAGCCAUUCUGAGGAUACAAAAGUUCAGGAGAGUCGUGUCCUACACUGGAUUUUAUUGCUUUGCUUCCUUGUUGAGCUAUGCCUACACAAGUAAUACAACUAGAGCUGGGAUCUCCAGAGCUGACCAGUUUUAUGCAUCAUUUCCUGCUGGCACAGAGCUGCUAGCUGACACUGCAAAAUUAUAUAAAGCUGCACUUGGCAAUUGUUUCGAAAUUGAAGAAUGGGGUCCCAUUGAAUUCUGCAUCAUGGCUAAACACUUUGAUCGCCAAGGGAAACCUCCUUAUGCAUACCAUUCUAAAUACAUGGCACACCUUCUUUCUCAUGGAGAGCUUGAUGGGAGUGGCUAGUCAUUGAUCAAUUAAGCAUUCACCACACAUACGCAGCCAACCAUUUAGCAACUUUUUGAAGUUCUAUGAGUACCAAUCAGGGGAGUAAAAUAUAGACCUUGCAAGGCCAUAUAGGAACUCUUUCUUGGCAACAGAAGCUGCUACAAUGGUAAGUACUUUCAGUGAUACAUAAGCUGCCACUUAACUCCAGUUGUUUUGUAUUAGAUGAGACCAAGGACAUCUUACUCAAAAAGUUUUGGUAUCUUAGCAUGCUCGUCAAUUUGUCAUUUCCAAUUGUUUUAUGUUCUACCUGCUGCUUAAUCCUAGUAUGGCAAACACUGUUUAUGGCUUCAUUUCCAGUAUUAAGAAUCUGUGGAUAUGUUGUACGUUCAAUAAAUAGCGAUUGAUUUUCAUUUUAAUGGGAGGUUGGUGUUUAA